GAUAAAGAAUGAAAGGCAUGACGUAUGUAUCGCAAUUUAUACAAAAUAUUUCCGUAAAUAUUAUUUGCCCAUGGGCACCUGAUGCCACAACGUCACAGACCGGUGACGUUCAAUGGUGCAUCUAAGAGCAGACUCCAGAUGGUUGUUUGACGUAGAGACGUAGCACAGUCAUUCACACGGGUACUUCAACACCUGGCGAACAUCCUGUGGAUUACUUGUACAUUCUGCAUGCGACCUAUUGUUAUACUAAAUCAGCAUUACGUGUUUAAUACAACUUUCCAAAUUUACACAUAUUUUAUUUAAAGUAAUAAGAAUGGUUAUUAUACCGCCAUCUUUCGGUGUGAAGGUGAACUUUUCCAGUUUUCUUAUUGAUCGCUAAAAAAGAAACUAUAAAAUAUGCCAACUCUACAUCCGAAAAUGCCUGAAGUGCCAAUUUUACAUCGUGCCUUAGUAGCUGCCAGAGAAGGGGACUUACAAGGAUUGCAGCUACUUAAAAAAAAUCAAGAUUUAUCUUCGUCGAUACAUGACGAAUUUGGUGCCACUUGUGUACAUUAUGCAGCCAGAGGCGGGAACGUUAAAGUAUUAGAUUAUUUAAUAAACUCUUGUGGGAUGAAAGCCACAUCUAGGUCCUACGUGGGUGCCACACCUGCCCACGAUGCAGCUGCUAUGGGUAAAAUGUCCGCGUUGUUGUGGUUAUUAAAGCAUACGGACUGUACACUAUGGGACAGAGAUAAAGACGGCGCCACAGUUCUACAUGUUGCUGCCAGGUACGGACGACGCCAUGUUCUUAAAUGGUUAUUGAGAGAAGCCAAGAUGCCCGCUUUGGAGAAAACAGCAACUGGUGCUUUGGCAUUGCAUUAUGCCGCUGCCAAAGGAUGCCUCGAUUGUGUUAAACUACUAGCCGAAUCAUGCCCCGAAUUAAGUGCCAAUGCUCAAAUGGAAAACAAUGUGACACCCGUUUAUCUAGCGGCUCAAGAGGGCCACUUGGAUGUACUAAAAUAUCUCGUUUUAGUAGCAAGUGGCUCUUUAUAUCUGAGGGCCAAAGAUGGAAUGGCACCCAUCCACGCUGCUUCGCAAAUGGGGGCUACCAAAUGCGUAAAGUGGAUGGUGGAAGAACAAGGCGUAGAUCCAAAUCUUCGAGACAACGAUGGCGCAACACCCGUCCAUUUUGCAGCAAGCAGAGGUCAUCAGGAAACUCUAAGAUGGCUGUUGAAGCAUGGAGGACGAAUUCUGCUAGAUAAAUAUGGCAAAAGCCCUUUAAACGAUGCCGCAGAAAAUGAACAUAUGCAAUGUCUGGCUUUGCUGGUGGCUCACGCAUCUGAUCCUCGCCAUCAAGAUAAUCCAAGUUUAUCUAAUUUAAUACCACCAAAUGGGCAAAAUGGCUUCAGGAGUCAUAGAAGAUGCACCUGUAGGACAUCGGCACCUAGUCGAUCCUAUUCAGGGCACAGGAGGAUGGAUUCGGACGGUUGUUCUUGCCAGUCGACAGCAUCAGAAGAGAGCUACAGCUGUACAGAGGACUACCCCUCCGACAGUACAGUUUCGUCGGUUAGAGGGCCCUCCUGGAAUUAUUACGCCGGAAGAAGGGACAGGAGAGAGAUAAGUCGACCUCAUCAUCACCACCACCAUCAUCCACCGGUCCAAGUUCGAAAUACGCCACCGAAUGCUCAGCAGCAUCAGAGGAGUGCCAGCGGGAGUAGUUCAGGUAGCAGCAGAAAAACAGAACCCACUACCCAUCCUGUUGAAUCUACAUCGGGGACACCUUCCGGGUCCCAACAGCCAUUUUUUCUCCAUGAACCUAAUAUGACCUCUGAUGAUCGAGUGAAAAAAUUAUUCGGAAGUGAAAAGCAAGAAGCAUUCAAGUCAAAUACCCAUCUAGUUACCGCGGAAGUCCACCAUAACUCCGACGAUUGCAUGAGCGUUUCUGACGUCAGCGAUCCGGUACCCGAUUACGACGACCACGUAAGAACGCCUACCAAUAACGAAGCACAGACAUCGUCCGAAGCUUGCAGCCUCAGCACCGACGAGGGGAUCUCCCAGGAGAACGAAGAAGGCUAUCCACAAGCCUUACAAGAGUUGAUUGACGUGUUAGUUGGUCAAGCUACGGAUACGGAAGAAGACAGCUGCACCAUUAAGACCCUCUCCUCACAAAGGGCAUCCGAAGUGGAGGAUGCCCGAUCCGACGACGGAUCUAAGACUUUGGAACAAGAGGAGAUCGAUGAAACUGUGGUUAAGGUUCCGCUUACAGAAACCGUUUCUUGUCCAGCCGAAGUCGAAAUCAGGCCCAAAAAGCAACCCGCACCUCCUCCACCUCCUAUUCCGACCAUAAUCACCACUAAAAAACGCGAAAGUGACUCCAACGAAGCAGAAGUAUCGCACGAAGAACCGGUAGAAUUUAAGAAGAAACUGCUUGUGAGGGGUCAACCUAAAAGUUUACCUUUCAUACCACCGCAGUUUCACUCACCGCCUGAUUCUGAUGUGAACAUAAAGCCUUCCGAAUACUUGCGGAAGGUGACCAAAAAAUCCGGCGACGAACCGGAAGUGAACGGCGAUACCAAAACGGCGAAUGGCGGCGACCCGGAUGGUGACACAAUCAGCAUUUCCGGUGAGAGUGUGACCAGAGUCGAUCAAGUCACGGAUCAGGCGGAUAAGAAGAUGAAUGGCCACAUAAGUCCCAGUGCUAAUUCGCCUAAUAAGUUUUUCAGUGUUACAGUGGAACAGUUACAAACGAUACAGCUGAAGAAAACUGAUAAACCUACAGAAACUCGAGCUGUACUACUUCAAAAGAAUGACUUGAUUACAGAAUUAAAGCAAUCUAAAGAUAUACAAGGCAUUAAAAAGAUGAAGGAAGAAAGAAGUAAAACUGAAGAAGAAAUGGAGAAGAAGAAAGCAAUAGAACUGUCACAGCAGUUCUCAGUAGAAAAUUUUGUGGAUAAAGUUCCAGAAAAAGAUGCUAAUGGAUGUGUUAUUCCUGCCUGGAAACGCCAAGUAAUGGCGAGGAAAGCUGCAGAUAAAGCGAAGAAAGAAGCAGAAGAACAAAGACAAAGAGAAGCAGAAGAAAGGAGGUUGAAUUCCAUACCGCCUUGGAAGAGACAACUUUUACAACGUAAAGAAUCGAAAGAUGUUUCUGUUAUAACAAAUUCCGUUCAAAAGCCAGUUGUAGGAAAUUUGGCUAAAGCACCUUCGAUGGAUAACUUAGACGAGAAGAAAGAGGAAGAUGUGCAACACACAGAAACAAACGGAACGGUUAACGGACAAGCAGACGAAGAAUCGGAAGAAGAUCGACCACCAAAUCCUUGGUUGCAUCAACUACGUAAAACUAACAUAGUCUUUCGGUGAUUACCUAUCGUUAUAUUAUUAAAGGAAGGGAAAAGAAAAGAGAAAUAAAUUUCAUAUGUAAAGAAAACAGUUCCUGAAAGAUCUGAUAUUGAAACAGCCUUUCAUAUUGUAAAGAUUUAUAUGAUAUAAAUAUAUAUAUAUAUUUUUUUAGUCAGUAAAUACGAUCUUUUAUGCCAAAGGAAGGUCAGAGAAUCAUAAUUUUUCAGGAAAAAAUUUUUAAGUAAAUAAAUUUUUUAUAUAUAGGCCUAUAUAAAUAUAUUAAAUAUACGAAAAAGAAACCUAAGACUUCGUUAUAUAAAAUAGUAAAAAUCAUGUGAAAGUUUCGUGUAAAAUUUUCGUUUUGGUGAAGGAAACUUUCCUAUUUUAAGGGAUGUUCGUUGUUAUUAUUGUUGUAUCGUUUAUACGAGAGACUAUACAAUGACGAGUGAAAGCUUUACAGAGACCAUGGUGAAGGGCCAUGGGUAAUUAUGGCUUAACAUGGAGAAAAAUAAUGUAAUAUAAUUAUUAUUUGUAUUACGAUUCAAAUAAAAUUUUAAUGAUGCUAAUUUUGUAUUGUGUUUAAUAUAAGUUGUACUCAGUUUAUCACUUUUAAAAUUAAAAUUAUAAUUUAAUAUUUAAGAAAUAUUGCACGUGCUGCCAUCUGUCAUUCAAAUUUAUAAACUGUUUUUUGUACCUAGAGAG
Messenger RNA from Centruroides sculpturatus (bark scorpion), 4017 nucleotides. RefSeq names its product espin-like. Gene Ontology annotation, biological process: actin filament bundle assembly. Gene Ontology annotation, cellular component: cytoplasm. Gene Ontology annotation, molecular function: actin filament binding. Bases 397 to 3336 code for a protein of 979 amino acids. Lineage: Eukaryota; Metazoa; Arthropoda; Arachnida; Scorpiones; Buthidae. The record is from RefSeq and is a predicted model, not a curated record. The transcript is spliced from 12 exons.